Molecule: messenger RNA, 1473 nt
Organism: Cuscuta campestris
Lineage: Eukaryota; Viridiplantae; Streptophyta; Magnoliopsida; Solanales; Convolvulaceae
Source: the annotation of a GenBank genome assembly
CGCGCCUCUGGUUCAACAUUCUCCGUGCUUGAUUUGCGCAAUAAUCUCCGCACCGGUCCUUGCAAUUUCAAAGCGCUUCAUCAAUCUACAAGGAAAUCUGGUCAAUACUCCUCCCAUUCCAUUCACCUCCAUCCCGUCGUCUUCAUUCAUUCAUUCUCCAGUUGAGCUGAGCUGCUGCUUAAAUUAUUUGAUCUGAGACAUUAGGGGAGCAAUCUAUGAGCUGCUUUGGCUGUUGUAAGGAAGGUGAUUUGAAGCAGACCUCUGAUGGGGGAGGUCAGCAUUCAGUGAAAUUUUCAGCAGGUAAAUAUGAAACUAAACACGACAAAGAGGCACUGGGUGGUAUUCAAGACAUUAAAUCUCAGUCUAUUGCAGUCCCUGCAAUACCAAUCGCUGAACUUAGGGAGGUCACAGGUAAUUUUGGGAGUGCUGCUUUAAUUGGGGAAGGUUCGUAUGGAAGAGUGUAUUAUGGAGACCUUAAAUUUGGGAGGGCUGCUGCAAUUAAGAAUUUGGAUUCAAACAAACAACCAGAGGAGGAAUUCUUGGCACAGGUAUCUAUGGUUUCAAGGUUAAACCACGAAAAUUUUGUUGAAUUACUUGGCUAUUCUGUUGAUGGCGAUCAACGUGUUCUUGCCUAUGAGUUUGCAUCCAAUGGAUCACUUCAUGAUAUUCUUCAUGGGAGGAAGGGAGUAAAAGGAGCACAACCUGGCCCUCUGCUUUCCUGGACACAGCGAGUUAAGAUUGCUGUAGGAGCAGCUAGGGGCCUCGAGUAUCUGCACGAAAAAGCUGAAGUUGAAUUGGUGCAUCGAGAUAUCAAAUCCAGCAACGUUCUGCUUUUUGAUGAUUAUGUAGCAAAAAUAGCUGAUUUUGAUUUAUCCAACCAGUCUCCUGAAAUGGCAGCACGGCUCCACUCAACUCGUGUUCUUGGCACAUUUGGCUAUCACGCUCCUGAAUAUGCAAUGACUGGGCAGCUAAAUGCAAAGUGUGAUGUGUACAGUUUUGGCGUUGUCCUUCUUGAGCUGCUCACCGGGCGUAAACCCGUUGAUCAGACCCAACCGCGAGGCGAACAAAGUCUUGUUACAUGGGCUACUCCAAAACUCACUGAAGACAAGGUUCGGCAAUGUGUCGAUCCGAGGCUGGCAGGGGAGUAUCCCCCCAAAGCAAUUGGAAAGUUUGCUGCUGUCGCUUUGUUGUGUGUGCAAUACGAGGCAGAUUUUAGGCCAAACAUGGGCAUUGUGGUGAAGGCACUCCAGCCCCUUCUCAAUACACGGCCUGGUAUUGGUGGCGACGUGGGCCACGCGGCGUGAUGAAUGCUAGGAGUAGUACUAUAUUGGUUACAGUCAAUUACACUUUUGUCCUCAUUAGUUUGUACUUUUAUAGGCACAUUGAUUUGGUCCAACAUGAGAGCGGGGUGUGUCUUUAGUACACCCCUUUCAAGUGUAAUUGCUUGAAGAAAAAGAAAAGGACAUUUGACUU